AGAGCGUGUUUACAUUCCCACUGCAAUGGCGGCUGUUGGCGUGUUCGGAAACUUUUGAAAUUUAACUCCACGUUGAUUUCUUUCUGUGAUUCAAGCAAUUCGCUUUCGGCAAGAGAGGGUUUGGCAUUCUAUACUGCCUAUAAGUCAGGAGUAACAUGGCGGAUAAAGUACAGAAAAUUCUUGUGGCUGGGGACGUGGAAGGCCGCUUCAACCAGCUCUUCAAACGCAUAACCAGCGUGAACCAGAAGAAUGGCCCCUUCUCAUUCCUCCUCUGUGUGGGAGAUUUCUUUGGGGCCGACAAUUCCCAGUGGCUGCCAUAUAAGUCUGGGGCUCUCAAAGUGCCACUGACGACCUAUGUCUUGGGGCCCCAUGUGCCAGGCCUGUCAUCCAAUUACCCAGACCUGAAAGGCUGUGAAUUGUGUGAAAAUGUCAUAUACUUGGGCCCGAAUGGGAUCUACCCCUGCAGCAGUGGUCUGAAGAUUAUGUAUCUGAGUGGAAGAGAGUCUGAAGACAAGAAGAAGAUGGAUUUUUCUUUCAUUGGUGAUGAUAUCAAAUCCCUGGAGACUCAGUGUGGAAGCAAGCAAGUAAUCGAUAUCCUCAUCACCGGACAGUGGCCAAAAGCUGUUUGCAAUUAUGCUAAGAAACCGGAAGGAUGUGACCCAGAUGAUUUUGGAUCAGCUAUGAUUUCCAGAUUAGCUUUCAACAUCAAGCCACGGUACCAUUUUAGUGGCUUGGAAGGAAAGCACUAUGAAAGGCUGCCUUACAGAAACCACAAAGUUUUAGUCGAAUCAACUCGUCCUGUCACCCGUUUUAUUGGGCUGGCCAAAGUAGGCAAUCCAGAGAAGCUAAAGUGGUUGUAUGCCUUUAACAUAACUCCAGGUAUGCAUUGCACAGAAGCAGAACUGAACUUACAACCAGCAGACGUCACAGAAUGUCCAUAUUCUGAGGCCCACCUUGUGAAUUUGACAUCACAGGUAAAAUCACAGAGCUCAGGUGCAGCUCAGUUCUUCUACAACAUGAACGCAGAUUUUAAUGAUGAUGGCCGUGGUAGGAAGAGAAAAGGUGACAGAGACAGAGAAUUUGAAAGGAAACGAAUGCCACCAAAACCUACUGGUCCCUGUUGGUUCUGCUUGGCAAGUCCCGAAGUGGAGAAGCACUUGGUUGUGAGCGUUGGUGAGCACGUGUAUCUAGCACUUGCAAAAGGAGGCCUUGUACCAGAACAUUUGCUUAUCCUGCCCAUCACACACUUCCAGAGCACAUCUGACCUUGAUGGAGACAGUAGACAAGAGGUUGAAAAGUUUAAAGGAGCCUUGAGGAAGAUGUUCAAGACCAAGGGCAAAUGUAUCGUGUUCUUCGAGCGGAAUUACAGGACACAGCACAUGCAAGUCCAAGCAGUUCCCGUCCCGGGUGAAACACUAGGAGACAUAAAGGAAGCAUUUAUGGAAGUAGCAAAUGAAAAUGGAAUUGAAUUAGAUGAAAUCCCCAAGUUGUCGGACAUUGCCCAAGUUGCUCCUCCUGGCACUCCCUUCUUCUAUGCCGAGCUGCCAUCAGGGGAGAAAUUGUAUCAUAGGGUAAAAAAGAACUUUCCUCUGCAGUUUGGAAGGGAAGCUGUUGCCAGUCCUCUGAUUUUGAACACACCAGAACGCAUUGACUGGCGAGAAUGCAAAAUCUCACAAGAUCAAGAAACAGAACUUCGAAAUAAGAUCCGAGCAGGAUUUCAACCUUAUGAUUUCACUCUGGAGGAUGAUGAUGAUGAUUAGUGUUAGGUGCAAGGGAUGCUGGUUAUCGUCAUUCUCAAGAAGAUUGUUUAAACAGUCUGUUAAGAUGUACAAUCAUUGUCAUAAAUAUUUCUAGGUUAUCUUAUGAAUUAAAGAAUUCUCUUUGAUAAUAUGAAUUACACUAAACAUUGCUACCACCUGCAGUGACAUUCAGUGAAGAGAAAGUUAUGAUUUGUUUCAUUAAAUUGUUGGUACAAAUAGGUUAAAUUUAACACAUGCUGUAGAGUUUCAUUUCAUAAUUUAUAAUAGAAAAAAAAUAUGUAUACAUUUUGAAUUGUGGUAAUCUAAUAAUAGCUGUCAUAAAACAUACAUAAAUGUUUAUUUAUAAGCUUGAAAAAUUAGUUCAUUUUGAUAUA
Messenger RNA from Penaeus monodon (black tiger shrimp), 2134 nucleotides. Its product is annotated as CWF19-like protein 1. The coding region runs from base 156 to 1760 and encodes 534 amino acids. Lineage: Eukaryota; Metazoa; Arthropoda; Malacostraca; Decapoda; Penaeidae. The record is from RefSeq and is a predicted model, not a curated record. The transcript has 11 exons. Gene Ontology annotation, molecular function: RNA lariat debranching enzyme activator activity. Gene Ontology annotation, cellular component: post-mRNA release spliceosomal complex. Gene Ontology annotation, biological process: mRNA splicing, via spliceosome.